CCCUGGUACUGAUGACGUCAGAGCAAUUAGCCUCGCUCUCGAACAAGGAAGGAAGGCUGAAACGCCAAGUCUUGCAAUUAUAGUCUAAAUUAUGUUGAAUUUUAGAGUUUUUCUGUAAAAUUAAGCUACACAGGGGUCACCAGACAUGCUUCUGUACGUGCAGAGCAAGUCUUUCCCGCACAAGACGUUUGUGGUGAAAUGUAAGACGACGGACACGAUCGCCCGCGUGCGCGCCCACAUGCUGUACAGCCUGUACGACAUGGGGAGGGUGCAGCACCAGUUCAGGUUCAGGUACAAGGGUCAGUACCUGCGAGAUCCCUACACCAUGGAGGAGUGUAAGAUAGUGGACCAUGCCGUCAUCACCAUGGUUCCCAUGGCAAAACGACAGGAGUCCCUGGUGGACCUGCAGCAAAGGCUGAUGGAAUCCACCGAUGACCUUGACCCAGCACACGAGCUUGACCUUGGGAAGGGUCAGACCGAUGAGGUCAUGAGGGCCCUGGAGAAGGAGAUGAAAAUCUUCACUGGGAGGGAGAAAAUGCUUGCUGGGCUGGAGGGCCUCCUGACGGCACAGAUGAUGUUGAUCCUGCUGGCUGUGUUCACCCACUACUGGUACUCCAUCUUCUGGUGCGGGCUGUUCUGGCUCUACGGGUAUCUCCGCUGUCCCAAGUACUCACGUGUCGGAGGGUUCACAGGCAUCGCUGGCCUCAAGAGGAAGCAGUUUUGUGUGGUGUAUGGCAUCAUGUCCCUCAUCAACUUUGGUAUUUCUCUGGGUCUGGGGAUCUACACAGCACACAAUCUCAUGAGCUUGCAGUGUCCAUCCUACCCUACAGAGUUGGGUACCGGCUGCACACACGCUGAAGUCUACACUGCUGGGUACUUCUUCCUACAUGCCCUGGUCAUGCUGAGCAGCAGUAUCCUCACAUGGGUCAUCCUGCACAACUUCAAAUAUGAGGUUGGAGACCUGAUUGAGAAAGCAUUGGUCCUGACCAGGGAUGUGGAGAAAGUCCUGGAAGCAGCCAGGAAUGGCAAAGUGAAAGAGAGAAGGACGGCAGCGUAUGAAAUGGCCACCAUGGCUGCUUCUGGGGACGACAACAAGUUCAGGAUAGUGGCGGAGGGAGGGUUGGAGUUACUGAUAGCCAUGGGUCUGUCCACUGAUGCAGCCACACAGGAAUACUCCACAGAAGCCAUGGCUGAACUACUCACUGUACCUGCUAUUCAGGACAAGUUUGUAGAGAUGGGUGGCAUACGCACCCUCACUGCCGUUCUGCAUGCAAAGGACCAGCGGGUUGUGAAGGAAGCGGCCACGGCGCUCAGCUACAUCGUGUCAGACUCCGAGGAGAACAAACCAGCCAUCGUGGCUGACCAUGGACUUGAGGACUUGUGUCAUGCAGCAAGGCAUGGUGGGAAGGAUGUGCAGAGUAUUGUUUCCGGGGUGUUCUUGGAGCUGGCCUUCAACCCAGACAUCCGUGCUCAGAUGGCCUCCCUCAACAGUCCCUCCCAGGCCCUGGUGCACCUUUGUCGCAGCUCGGACACAGACACACAGAGGUUCGCUCUGCAGACACUGGAGCUACUCGCCAUCGAGAGCAGCAGCACCAUAGCCGCUCAGGAGGAACUGUUGGAGUACCUGUUGUCCUUACCAGUCCACAGCAUGGACACCAGGCUGUACCUGUUGGCUGGGAAGAUCUUGCUUUACUUCACAGAGACACAGGAGAGCUGUGAACACCUGCUGGACUCGGACAGACUGAAGGACACCCUGCUGCAGUUCUCUCGCACCUCUGACCUUGUCCUGCAGAAGGUCACGGCCAAGAUCAUCCUGGCUCUCAUCGACACCCCACAUCUUCUGAUGCGGGCGAAGCAUCUCGGAUUCCAGGACAUCUUUCUCCACAUCCGCAACCACGCGCUGGACCGCGACGCGUGGAACAUGGCCGACCAGGGCCUCGCUCUCAUGCAGUCUGAGCAUGCUCACAAGGCCGCCAAGGGCAUCAUGGGAUCCCAGGGGUCACUGAAGGACAAAGGUCGGGGGUCAUUUUCAUCUGCUCGGAGUCAGAGCACGGCAUCUUUAGACAGGGGUGCCAGGCCGUCCUAAACCUUUGUCAUUUCAUCAGUGCAGGGAGUUUAAGAACUACUGUAAAUGCAUUUAAGUUUGCAGGGAUUUCAUUUCGCGAUAGCGUAAAAAAGGACUCUUCGCAGUGGUUUUAAGUUCGCGGUAGCACCAUGCACUGUAGUCUCUUACUGCCAUGGAUAAAUCUUUGCUGUGGUUUUAAAGUUUGCGGUGAAGUGGCCACCGCAAAAAACACGAACACUAAACCACCGCAAACAUUUAUGUAUUUACAGUACUUGUCCCAUCAAAUAUGAAUAUAGAUCUACAAAUUUGAAAUUUGCCACAUAUUUUGAAGGCCAAAUAUUUUUGUAUCUAAAUGAACUACUUGUGACAGAAAUGAUGAUACAUAUACCAACAAGAUAUUGUCCAAAAUAAUUUUUUGUGUAAAUCUUUAUUGUAUGUGACUAAGUUUUUAUUUCUUUUUU
Molecule: messenger RNA, 2526 nt
Organism: Branchiostoma floridae (Florida lancelet)
Lineage: Eukaryota; Metazoa; Chordata; Leptocardii; Amphioxiformes; Branchiostomatidae
Exons: 16
Coding region: 146-2086 (646 amino acids)
Molecular function (GO): protein binding
Source: RefSeq, a predicted model, not a curated record